Molecule: messenger RNA, 984 nt
Organism: Symbiodinium pilosum
Lineage: Eukaryota; Dinophyceae; Suessiales; Symbiodiniaceae
Source: the annotation of a GenBank genome assembly
AUGUCCGUGGUCGCGGAAGUGUUCUCGGAAGCCGAGCUGCAGGCGCUGUGUGGUAGCCACAAGGGGCUCACGACGUUGCUCCUGUGGGCACCAUGGCACGCGCCCAGUGUACACCUCACCAAGGUGUUGGACGCAAUUGCCGCAGAACAGAAGACGGUCCGCUUUGCUAAGGCCAAUGCAGAUGUUUGUCCUGGUCUGGCCACGGCUUUGGGAGCAGAUCAGGUGCCUUUCGCAGCAUUUAUGACCCCUCGCGGGGUCAGGAUAGAUGUCCUCGCAGGAGCAGACCCACCACGGCUUGUGGAAAAGGUGAAGACACUUGCCUCGCGUCCUUUCGAUGCAGCAGUUGCAGACGAAGCAAGCGAAGCGAAGGACUUGACGAGCAGGCUCAAGGCCCUGGUCAACUUCUCGCCUGUCAUGCUGUUUAUGAAGGGGUCCAAGGUGGAGCCGUUCUGCAAGUUCUCAAAGCAGGCAAUCGGAAUCUUGGAGAAGCACAGCAUUGAGUACUCAACGUUUGACAUACUGCAGGACGACGAGGUCCGACAAGGUCUGAAGGACUUCUCGAACUGGAAAACCUAUCCGCAGCUGUACAUUAAUGGCGAGCUUCUUGGUGGCGUCGACAUCCUGAAGGAAAUGGACGAGGACGGUUCAUUGCUUGAGGCCGUUGGAGUCGCCAAAGAACAACCGCUUCAGGAGAGACUCCACGGACUAAUCAACCAAGCCCCGGUCAUGCUCUUCAUGAAGGGCACUCCGGAUGAGCCUCGGUGUGGCUUCUCCAGAAAAGUUGUUGGGCUUCUCAACGAAAACAACAUCAAGUUCGACAGCUUCGACAUCCUCUCUGAUGAGGAAGUUCGUCAGGGCUUGAAGGACUAUUCCAACUGGCCGACCUACCCACAGGUCUACUCGAGUGGCAAGUUGGUGGGUGGAUUGGACAUUCUCAAGGAGCUGGCAGAUGAAGGCUCGUUGCUGGAGGAACUUUCCCAGUGA